Messenger RNA from Brienomyrus brachyistius, 3828 nucleotides. RefSeq names its product vestigial-like family member 4b (gene vgll4b). Lineage: Eukaryota; Metazoa; Chordata; Actinopteri; Osteoglossiformes; Mormyridae. The transcript has 6 exons. Gene Ontology annotation, molecular function: transcription coactivator binding. The coding region runs from base 572 to 1471 and encodes 299 amino acids. Gene Ontology annotation, biological process: negative regulation of DNA-templated transcription. The record is from RefSeq and is a predicted model, not a curated record.
GAGUUUGUUGGCUAUUAUAAUAGAAACAAAUGUGCGCAGUAAGAUGUUACAACAAAUCAUAAAUGCAACUGGAGAUUAAAUGUCGUGCUCAUUCGCUUAGCUCGUAUAAUAACCGUACGGAGAAUCCAAUCCAGAGAUUUAAAGGUUCAUUUUAAGGGUUUAGCAAAUCAGAAUGUAAGGGUCGCGACUACAACAUGUUUUUUCCCAAAACUUUUCCAAACACUUGCUAGUAUGCGGAACCUGCUUUGUACUGAGGGUGCACUCGAUAAUAAAAUCUGAGUAAACAGGCGAUGUUAGAGAAAUGCAUCCCUUUUGUUCGUAGGUCUCGGUAAACUUUCUGUCCAUGCGUCGCCGUAUAAUAAGGCGCAAGUUACUAUAAGUAUUCUUCAGUCGCCUUGCAGAUUGCUUGUGUUUUGAUAAGAACUUUAAACUUAUACGUUUUGCCGAGUUAUUGUGGACGGAGUUUAGGAUAAAGGCUGGACGGGUCUCGUUUUCAAGUUACCGUGAGACGACACGAAAGUGCUUGAGGUGUGGAGCCCUGUGUAAUGUUAUACUUCAUUUUCGAAAUCCGAUGCGCGUAAUCCAAGCCUUUUUGGUGUUAGAUGAGAAAAAGUUCUUGCCAAGAAUGGAAACACCUUUGGAUGUUCUGUCAAGAGCGGCAUCUUUAGUACAUGAUGACGAGAAACGUGAGGCGGCUCUGAGGGGCGACCCCAGGAUGCAGCCGAUAUCCAUGUCGUCGGCCAUCACCAACCACAGGACCGGGCCUCCUCCUAUCAGCCCCAGCAAGAGGAAGCAUAUCGGGGACCAAGUGGACAACGACAUUGACUGCGACAAUGAGCAUGUGGCGAAGAUGAGCCGACUGUUUGUGGCACAGCUAGGGAAGCCAACCAACGGCGACUUCCGCAAGGACCCCCGGGAUCGCAGCCGCAGCCCAGUGGAGCGCGCUGCCAUGCCGCAUCUGAGUCUCCAUGGCAACCACGUCUACAGCCACUUGACCGGCCUGGCAAUGGACCAGCCCCUUGCACUGACCAAAAACAGCGUGGACGCCGUCCGUGCUGUGGCCGUUCCGCCCACCGUGCCUGCAGUGGAGCGUCAGCAGAACCGCCCCUCAGUCAUCACCUGCGCUUCUGCUAACAACCGCAACUGUAACCUGUCACACUGCCCCGCCUCUCACACCAGCUGCUCGUCCAGCAUGCUGCUGAACUACCGACGGCCGCCCAACACCAACACAGCCUGCGACCCCGUCAUCGAGGAGCACUUCCGCCGCAGCCUGGGCAAGAACUACAAGGAACCGGAGCCGGUGACCAACUCUGUGUCCAUCACAGGCUCGGUGGACGACCACUUCGCCAAGGCGCUGGGCGAGACCUGGCUGCAGAUCAAGGCCAAGGGCAGCAGCUCUGGCAGCAGCCCCGAAUCGUCCCCCUCCAGCCACAUGGUCAACCACAGCCACUCCCCAUCCGUGGCAUCCUGAAGGGGAGCGCGAGCCUGCCACGCCUCCCUCAGCUGAGCUCAGAACAAUGCUAGCAGAUAGUUGUGUACAUAAGGAUGGAGAGGGCAGGAGCUUUUGGCCUUUAUUUUAGCUUUUUAUUUUGCGUUUGCAUAUGUGCUUGGCAUUUGCAUUAUCCAGUGCCCGACGUCAUGAUAAAAUAAGCAGGAACUUAAUAUUAGGAGUUGCAUCUCAUAGCUUCCUACCGCCUGCCUCUGUUACCAAAGAAACCUCUGAUGCAAAUCUGUCCCCCCCCCCCCACCCCCUUAAAGGAAAGCCAUUCUCCCAGUGCCUUCCCCUCACCAGCCGUUAGUCUCCCUGCACCCGCAUACUCACCCCAUCCCCCCAUUUCUUUAGUAUUUGGACGUCUCAAAAACUUGAGGAGGAAUUCCCAGGCUGCUUUGCACUGUUGGGCUGAGGGCUUGAGGCUGCCCAUCUGUCUCACAUGACAUAGCUGGCCUUGUGUUCGGUGGGCAAACUGCCGACAGUUGUGGUAAAGCUGCUCAGUCGGUUACAUCCUGGCGAAUUGGGGCUGGGGGCGGGCAUUAGCCCCUGAGUGCUACGUCCUGCCUGUAUUAUCCCCACAUCAGCCGGUGCUGUCAACUGGACUGCGUCACUCUGAAAAUGGGCAUUUCAUAGUUACAUAUUUUUUGUCUCUCCCAACCACCCAACCCCACCCCCAAGCACUGUGGUUUGCAUAGAUAAGUUUGGAAAGGUAAAAUAGUUCUUACUGAUGCAUGUUUUAAAUAGCUGGUAUCUAUUAAUGUAUAGACAUUUCAAUCUUAAUACUAUUAGCCUUUCCUCAGAUUUAGUUUAUUUUUGUCAGUAACAGUCCUAGAUAUACUUACUGCUGGUACAGUUGUACUCAUAUAUAUAUAUAUAUAUUUUUUUUUUGUCUGAUAUUCAUUAUGGUAGACGCCAGCAACAGAGGAUAGCCUCCGGACAGGCCUACUACACAUAAACAAGUCAAUGUAAUGUUAAUCCGUGGUACAGGAUGCUAUAGCUUUUUUUUUUUUGCAUGACUGAAUAAGAGAAAUACUUACUCAGCUGUAGACUGGUUGACCCUGAGAGUUGACCAUCUCCCUAAUAUUUUUUUAAUAUUUCAUCUACUCCUCUAAACAACUUUGCAUGUAGCAAAUGGCUGCAAAUUUUUAUUUUUUUUUAAUUUACCAACCUGUAUCAACGCAACGUACAUUCCUCCUAUAGGGAACUUUGUACAGGUGUUAUUCCCCCCCCCCCUCCCCCCCUCCCCCCCUCCCUCAAUAAUAGCUACUAACUGAAAACUAAGAGGGUAACAUGGAAGUGGAGCCUGGUGCAGCUUGGGUGAAAGCGUGUUUGCUUCCUCCAGAAGCCGCGCGCUCGUACAUUCCGUCACCUGUCACUCGUCACACUCAUUAACCCCUGGAGAAAUUGACUGGCCCUUGAACGCAGGCGCUCGCUGCUAGAUGGUUCGUUUAUCUGGGUACAGGUUUAAACAGAAUUAGUUCUCACUUUCUGGAAACCCUUUUAAGAUGAGGGAGAAGCUAAAGUCCAUUUUAGGCUCUCCUAAAUAUCCUUAAACACAUGCACGAAUAUCCCACCAUUGUCAUGUAUACAUUUCACUACUAGUUCACUAGGUAGGACAUUCUUUCUGCUUGGCAUACAAUACCCUACACACUGUAGGAAAAUCACUUAAUAAAAAAAAUACUUUUUUUAUAUAGGUAACUAUAAGACCAUCAUUACGCUGUGCGUAACGAAUGUACAGAGAAAAAAAAUCGUAGGUAUUUUUUGAGGAACAAUUAAUUUGUUAAUGAUAUGUAGCUAUUUAAUUUUCCCUGUCCUUUAUUGUAAUCAUGCAUUUUUUUCAAGAAAAAGUUGAUCUUUUUUGUUUGUAGAGUUGUCUGUUUUAAGGUUUUAAAAAGUGCAGGAACACAGUUAUUCUUUAAACACUGCGUUAAUAUAGCCACUCGUUUGUAAUUGCUGAAAGGCUACUGAGCGGUUUCAGAGCAGUACGGAGCACAGAUAAUGAGCUCUGGUGUUUGUCAGAUGUCAGAACAAGUGUUCAUUUUGAUAAUGAUGGACCUGAGAUGGGCGUCCACACCGUUCAGGUCCAAUACAGUGCUGAACAUGACCAUAUUUAAAUAGAUCAGUGGAAGACUUGCUGUGCUUCCAGAAUUUUUUUUUUUUAAAUAACAUUUAUUCACUUGGAGUCGGCAUCAAUGGUGGACUUCUAGAUGCUCAAAAUGGUUUGUAAAUCUGUAUUAUACCCUUGUUUCGUGGCCUUGUGCAAAAAAAGGUUCUGGCAGGCCACCUUUUUGUACUUAAAAGUAGCCUUAAAGAACAAUAAAGUGCUCUUAAAUCAC